AUGCUUCGAAGUUCAAGCCUCCCCUGGAGGGCUGUGUUCCGCAAAACACCUCGAAAUAUACUAUGUAGAUCCCACCUUGCUCCGGUUAGGCUUAACGCCCCUGUAUCAUCAGAGUUCCGCGCGGCGAUUGCCUCGAGAUCUUUUCCCUCACUUGCACAUUCUUUCUCUUCGAGCCCAACCAGACGAAAAGAAAAGCCGACACCUUCACAACAGAAGAAAGAGCGCGAAGAAGGAACUGAAACGGACGUUGACCGUGAAGAGCUGCCCAAGCCCGAAGAUUCUGGAAAGGAUGGGAGGUCGUCAGACAACCCUGCACCUAUACCACCGUCGGGCGGACCAGCGGAGUCACGGCCGAGUGGCGCUGGUGCGGGAGGCAGUGCGGGCUCAUCCGGGAGUGGAGAAGGGGGAGGAAAGAGAGGGAGAAAGAGUGCAGCGGAGCGCGCGCUCUCCAAACCCUCAAUUCCCGAUGUAUAUCCGCAGGUGAUGGCGAUUCCGAUAGCGCGGAGGCCGUUGUUUCCUGGAUUCUACAAGGCAAUCACAAUCAAAGACCCCAACGUUGUUGCAGCAGUCCAAGAGAUGAUGAAGCGAGGUCAGCCAUAUGUCGGUGCAUUUCUGUUCAAAGAUGAAAAUGCGGACAAGGACAUUAUCGAGAGCAUGGACGAUGUUCAUGACGUUGGAGUUUUUGCGCAAAUAACAAGUGCAUUUCCGGUUCAUGGCGAUGAGAAUGGCUUGACAGCAGUUCUAUAUCCCCACCGCAGGAUCAAGAUGUCUUCGCUGCUACCGCCACAAGAGAAAGCAGCCAAGGAGGAACCCGAGUCACAAGCUCAAAAGGAGGCACCGCUGGAUAAACAAGGGGAUGUUGUCGCCAGCUUCGAAGAGGCUACGAUGGAGCAGGCGCCGAAGGAUGUCCUUAACUAUGAGCCAACAUCAUUUCUACACAAGUACCCGGUUAGCAUAGUUAACGUUGACAACCUUGCGGAAGAGCCUGUCGAUAAGAAGAGUCCCGUUAUCCGUGCUGUCACGAGCGAAAUAGUCAACGUCUUCAAGGACGUAGCGAAUUUGAAUCCAUUAUUCCGCGAUCAAAUAUCCACCUUUUCUAUGAGCCAAUCCGCUGGGAAUGUGAUCGAGGAACCAGCUAAACUCGCCGAUUUUGCGGCAGCUGUUUCUGCUGGUGAAAUUAAAGAGCUACAGGACGUUCUGGAAACGAUGAACGUUGAAGAGCGCUUAUCUAAAGCUCUUGUGGUACUCAAGAAGGAACUUAUGAACGCUCAGCUACAAUCGAAGAUCUCCAAAGAUGUCGAGGCCAAGAUCCAAAAACGACAGCGAGAGUACUGGCUGAUGGAGCAAAUGAAAGGUAUUAGGAGAGAACUUGGCAUUGAGUCCGACGGAAAGGACAAGCUAGUCGAGAAGUUCAAGGAGAAAGCAGAAAAGUUGGCGAUGCCGGAAGCUGUCAAGAAAGUAUUCGAUGAGGAGUUGAACAAGCUUGCGCACCUGGAGCCAGCUGCGUCUGAAUUCAACGUAACUCGAAACUAUCUUGACUGGAUAACACAGAUCCCAUGGGGUAAACGAAGCGCCGAGAACUUUGGGAUUAAAAAUGCGAUGACGGUCUUGGAUGAAGACCACUACGGCCUCAAAGAUGUCAAAGAUCGCAUCUUGGAAUUUAUCGCAGUAGGGAAGCUUCGUGGAACUGUGGAGGGCAAAAUCCUCUGCUUCGUUGGUCCACCUGGUGUGGGUAAGACCAGCAUCGGCAAAUCUAUUGCUCGUGCCCUCAACAGACAAUACUAUCGAUUUAGCGUUGGCGGCCUGACGGAUGUAGCGGAGAUCAAAGGUCACCGACGAACCUAUGUGGGUGCCUUGCCUGGACGUAUCAUUCAGGCCCUUAAAAAGUGUCAGACAGAGAACCCGCUCAUUCUUAUCGAUGAGGUCGAUAAGAUUGGCCGUGGACACCAAGGUGAUCCGUCUUCGGCGCUGCUUGAACUUCUGGAUCCGGAGCAGAACUCGUCUUUCUUGGACCACUACAUGGAUGUUCCCGUGGACCUAUCGAAGGUCCUCUUUGUUUGCACAGCAAAUAUGACGGACACCAUUCCACGGCCUUUGUUGGAUCGUAUGGAGAUUAUCGAACUAUCUGGGUACGUUGCCGAUGAAAAGAUGGCGAUUGCUGAACGUUAUCUCGCUCCUGCUGCAAAGGAAUUAAGCGGACUGAAGGAAGUUGAUGUGAAGCUGGACAAGAAUGCCAUUGAGGAGCUUAUCAAGUCUUACUGCAGAGAAAGUGGAGUUCGGAACUUGAAAAAGCAGAUCGAAAAGGUCUAUAGAAAGGCAGCCUUGAAGAUUAUUCAAAAUCUGCGCGAAGAGGAACCUACGGAAGAGGAUGUGGUGAGAGAAGAAGUUAGGGCAGCACAGGAGGCCGUGAAGAAUGGAAAGGAAGCAGAGGACUUGAAUCGGGAGACUCCCUUACUUCCAGCAAAUGUCCCAGAUGAUGUCCAUGUGGUCAUCACGAAGGAUAACCUGAAGGAUUAUGUCGGCCCACCAGUCUUCACCUCCGAUCGACUCUAUGAGGUCACUCCCCCUGGUGUCGCCAUGGGUCUGGCGUGGACGAGUAUGGGCGGUGCAGCACUUUAUGUCGAAUCGAUCUUGCAGUCUGCCCUGACACCAUCGUCGCAACCGGGAUUUGAACAGACGGGUAAUCUCAUGACUGUUAUGAAGGAAUCGACUGUUAUUGCGUACUCUUUCGCCAAGUCUGUUGUAGCCAAGGACUUCCCAGGGAACAAAUUUUUCGAGAAGGCCAGACUCCACCUACAUUGCCCUGAAGGUGCAGUUCAGAAAGACGGCCCGUCCGCCGGAAUAACCAUGGCCACCUCAUUGUUAUCUCUAGCCCUCGAUCAGCCCAUCGAUCCGACUAUUGCCAUGACGGGAGAGCUUACUGUUACAGGUAAAGUUCUCCGGAUUGGUGGACUCAGAGAAAAAACCGUCGCCGCCCGCCGUGCAGGAGCCAAAACUAUCAUUUUCCCUUCGGAUAAUAUCUCCGAUUGGCUUGAACUCCCACAGAAUAUCAAGGAAGGAAUCGAUGGACAUGCUGUUAGCUGGUACUCCGAAGUCUUUGACCUCGUCUUCAAGGACCUUGAUUCCAAGAGAGCCAACAACGCAUGGCAAGCUCAGCUGAGCGAUUCGGAGAAAGCUGAUGAAAUUAAAUGAAUGAAUGCCACAUUGACAGCAGUAUGCAGUGACGUCUAAUCUGUUUACAGUUACACUGGGGCUCUGUUGUCAUCCUAAUGAUUUCCCUGGCUUUCGCGCAUAUCCAUGCUACACAAAAUCUUCCUAUUUGUUGUCUAACCAGCAUAUACACAUGCAUCUCUCCCACCUCUUUUGCAUGCUCUGGAGUUUUUCUGUUUUCUUUUUGUAUAGUGUGGGCAAUUGAUCAUAUGUAUGUACAGUACCCACACCCGUGUUGUGAUGCUUGUCCCCCCUUUUUCCUGCGAAAAGAACUGCACAGCCUUGGACUAUUAUGCUGUUUGCAUGAUGGAUAGAUUUUUGGUAUUCUUUUUGUAUUUUCUUAUUCUGUGCUUUCUGCUCCCUUGCCGCCUCAGGUGAUGAUGUCGGGCGUAUGCAGUGGAAGAAUCGUACGCUUCCAUAGGGCCGAGAAAAAAAAAACUCUAAAGACACUCCACUCGUUCACUGGGCUGCGCUUUUUUGGCUUAUUACUGUUUUUUUUGGGGCAUUGUUUGUUUACUAGCAAGCUUUGGCAUCCUUGUAUAUUACCUUAGUGAUUAUUUUGUCUACGAAGAGAUGAUCUGAUUGAAGAACAAA
Molecule: messenger RNA, 3804 nt
Organism: Coccidioides immitis RS
Lineage: Eukaryota; Fungi; Ascomycota; Eurotiomycetes; Onygenales; Onygenaceae
Product: ATP-dependent protease La
Exons: 3
Coding region: 1-3192 (1063 amino acids)
Biological process (GO): mitochondrion organization; protein catabolic process; protein quality control for misfolded or incompletely synthesized proteins
Cellular component (GO): mitochondrial matrix
Molecular function (GO): ATP binding; ATP-dependent peptidase activity; ATP hydrolysis activity
Source: RefSeq, a predicted model, not a curated record